UCCAGCGUGCCGGGAAAGCCAGAAGGAGCUGAAAUGCCCUCAGGCAGCAGAAGGAGAGGAACUUUGUUCGUCUUGCUCGAAAUGCCUGCUCAGGCAGCUGCACGCUACUUGCUGUCCUUGGUGAGCAAGAGCUUAUGCCAGCCCUAACCCCAGGAGAGAUUUCUCCGAGCAGAGCAGGAGGGAGUGAAAGAGCUGCGGAGAGAUGAGGCUUGGGGCAUUUUCUGCUGGCAGCCCUGGCAGGCAUGGCUGUCAUGGACCAUCCCAUGCAUGGUAUGCAUGAGGUAUGCACUGGAUACCAAGGCUGUCAGUUCUGCCUGAUGGCAGGAAUGGAAGGAUCAGGUAGAACAGCUUGCUACAUCAGUACACCUAAGCCUUAGAUACAUACAGACUGGAAAAACAUACCCCAGGCUUGCUGACCCGUGAGCUUAAGUUGAAAGGCUGUGCCUGGCAGGCAUCAGCAUGGCUGUUUAUAAUCACAAGAGAACAAGCACUCAUUGUUAAGUGUUGUGGCAUGCUUACUUCUGGAGGGGAGUGCCAAGCUGUAUUUUUUUUCCCUUUGAACAUCAGUCAUAUUCACUGCACAGUAUUUGAUCACAUGCAGAACCAGCAGAUCUUGAUGAAAAAAACAACCCCAGAAUUCAGCAUGCCAGAAACUUCUGUGAAAAGCAGCACACCAGACAUGCACAGCCUGCCACCCUAAUUUCAGCUGGUGGCUGGAGAUGGUGGACCACCUUGCCAACACCGAGAUCAACAGCCAGCGCAUCGCUGCUGUGGAAAGCUGCUUCGGGGCUUCUGGCCAGCCCCUGGCCUUGCCGGGCAGGGUCCUGCUGGGAGAAGGGAUUUUAACCAAAGAAUGCCGCAAGAAACCAAAGCCUCGCAUAUUCUUCCUUUUCAACGACAUCCUCGUCUACGGCAGCAUAAUCAUCAACAAAAGGAAGUACAACUCCCAGCACAUCAUCCCCCUGGAAGACGUCACCCUGGAGACGCUGCCGGACACCUUGCAGAUGAAGAACCGCUGGAUGAUUAAAACCUCCAAGAAGUCCUUUGUGGUUUCGGCGGCCUCGCUGACGGAGAGGAAGGAGUGGAUCAGCCACCUGGAGGAGUGCAUCAGGCACCUGCUGAGCAAGACGGGCCGGCAGCCGUGCCGGGAGCCCGCGGCGCCCUGGAUCCCCGACAGGGCCACGGACAUCUGCAUGCGCUGCACGCACACCAAGUUCUCGGCGCUGACCCGCCGGCACCACUGCCGCAAGUGCGGCUUCGUGGUGUGCGCCGACUGCUCCCGCCACCGCUUCCUCAUGCCCCGCCUGUCCCCCAAGCCCCUCCGCGUCUGCAGCCUGUGCUACCGGCAGCUGCUGGCCCAGGAGAAGAAGGGGGCCGGGGAUGGAGGCGGGCAGGAGCCCCUCGGCGCCGCCCAGGGCUACGAGCCCUCCAGCGACGACAGCGACAGGUCUGACGAGGACAAAGCUGAGCAGUGGCCAGCGGACGCAGAGUUCUAUUCCUCAGAAGUAUCCUGGUCGUCCUUCCACAGCUGACCUCCCUGGGAGCUGGGGUGUUCAGGCACUGGGAGCCCACCCCUGGCCUUGUCCAUGCUUUCUCUGGAGGCCGUGCCUGGGGAGGUGGAUCUUGGCCCCUGCCCGUGGUGUCAGAGCAGGGGUGAGGUUACCCCUCUGAGAAUGUCUCAAACAUGAGCACAGAGAGAACAGCUCAGUGAAGAGAGAGCACUGAGGACUGGGACAGCGCCCUGUAGAUCAGCCUUGGCCAAAUGAGCUCACCUUUGGUGCCUUAUUCUUCCUCUCUGCUGAAACACAGCAAUCUGAACUUCUUGUUUGAAGUGUUUUGAGAUUGGCUCUUGGGAGAAAAAGGAGCAAGAAAUCCCAGAGCUGAACACACUUGCCUGCUCCUCUGUCAGGGCAAGGACCGCUCUGGCUGCCACUUCCCACGAGCAUUCUGAGAUUCUCACUGCGAGCGUGCCAGCCUGAGGGAGCAGCUGCUCAUCCCUGCACAGGGGGGCCAGCACUGGCUGUGUCUGCACCUGCACCUCUCAAGGCUGCAGACACUGAGGGAAUGGUGCUUGGAGUGCAGGGAGCUUGUGGGAGGCUCAGUGUGAGCAGCCCUAGCAAAGCACUGGAGCAUCCAGCUCUCUCACAUGGAAAGAGGCCAUGCCAGUGGUACGGGGCCAGGAGGGGGAAGGGACAGGGAAAAUGACUGAGCAGUGAUUACAGAGGGAGGGAGGGAGGGAGGUACUGCAGUUCACUCAGUUAAGUUCAGAGCCCAGAUCUCAAACACAGCAGUUAUACCAGAUUACUAGAAACUUGAAAAACUCAAGCCUAUCAGGUAAAAGGACAGCCCAGGGAAGACUUAUUAAAAUGCUUUAAAAAUCCAGGAAAAAAAACCCCAAAUUAAGAUCCUGUGAAGUACAGCACUUCCCCUUCCCUCCUAGGCUGCUGCCUAGGCAUCAGAUUCUCACUUGUGGGCUCACCUCCUGCCUUAUCAGUCCCACAAGUCCAAAGUUAAGGUAAUUUAUGUACUUCAAGGAUGGGAGCCAAAGACUUCACUUGAGAUCAACUCUAAAUUUCAAAUUCAGUUAGAAAUAAACUGUGUUUAUUCAAGUAUUCUAUCAUCAUGUAGCGUGGGAGUAAAUAUAGAGGAAAUCAGACAACAGCAAUUGUUUUGCAGCUGACAUUUCUACAAACUCCAUUAUUACUUUUAGUAUAUUUUUAUACUGUGUAUUUUGUGGUCUGGAAAAGCAACAUGGCUGGAAAUACACUGCCAAUCUUCUAAAAUGUUUCCUUACCAUGACCUGUUACAAGCAGUGCCUUGCUUGACAGAUGGCCAUGUGUUUUUUUAAAUUUCAGUUCAAGAUAAUUAUUCUUACUGUCUUUUAUAAACUGCUACUGUUCCAGUCAAUUUGUAUCACUUGACUGUGUGUGAAUAAAGAUAUGGCCAACAGGAAGGAGCCAGGAAAGCA
Messenger RNA from Oenanthe melanoleuca, 2968 nucleotides. RefSeq names its product pleckstrin homology and FYVE domain containing 1 (gene PLEKHF1). The transcript has 2 exons. The record is from RefSeq and is a predicted model, not a curated record. Bases 720 to 1532 code for a protein of 270 amino acids. Gene Ontology annotation, molecular function: phosphatidylinositol binding; metal ion binding. NCBI's taxonomy places the organism in Eukaryota, Metazoa, Chordata, Aves, Passeriformes, Muscicapidae.